AUGUAUGGAAACUGGUGCGGGCCCCACCACGGGUUUGAGGACGGCGCGCAGCCGCCGAUCGACGCGCUGGACGCCUGUUGCCAGGCUCAUGACCAGUGCUACGUGGACAAGGGCUACUUUGACUGCUCAUGCGACGACACGAUCGCCGCCUGCCUGGCGAGGGUGUCCGUCCCCGCCGGCUUCACCUACAACGAGCAGCGCCUGUUCAAGGGCGCAGCAAUGAUGUACUUCCAGAACUCGCUCUGCCGUUCCGACGGCCAGUGGGUGCUCGAGCACGCUUUCCAGAAGCUAAGGCGCAAGCUGUGA
This is a messenger RNA of Monoraphidium neglectum, 306 nucleotides long. RefSeq lists its product as hypothetical. The transcript is spliced from 3 exons. Gene Ontology annotation, biological process: arachidonate secretion; phospholipid metabolic process. Gene Ontology annotation, molecular function: A2-type glycerophospholipase activity. The record is from RefSeq and is a predicted model, not a curated record. NCBI's taxonomy places the organism in Eukaryota, Viridiplantae, Chlorophyta, Chlorophyceae, Sphaeropleales, Selenastraceae. The coding region runs from base 1 to 306 and encodes 101 amino acids.